CAUAUAACGACGUCGUCCUGGUCAGCCACAAAAAUCCUUCCCACAGUUUCCUCAUUUAUUUAUCCAAUAAUCCAUUUCCGAUAACCACACCACCACCAAAAGUACAAACCAUCCACCGCCGCCCAAGACCAGUCGUAAAUGGCGAUUUCCUCCGCCGCACCAACUCUCACCUUACCCUACACACCAUCCAUCAUAAAUCGCACUUCACCAUCAACAAAAACCUUAUCCUUUUCGUCUUCCAAUUCAUCUUUCUUCACCAACACCCUCAAACCCUUGACCAUCGCCCAUGGAAACAGAUCCAAUCUGCUCAAUGGAAAGAAAAAGGGUUUAUCUUGUACCUGCUUGUUCGGACUUGGUGUGCCGGAGCUUGUGGUUAUUGCUGGCGUCGUCGCCCUCGUUUUCGGUCCCAAAAAGCUGCCGGAGGUUGGCCGCAGUAUUGGGAAAACGGUCAAGAGCUUCCAACAGGCGGCAAAAGAAUUUGAAACGGAGUUGAAAAAUGAACCCGAGUCACUAGGAGAGUCUUCGGAUGUAAGUGUAGUCAAUAAGCAAGAACCCGAAGACUCUAAAGUGCCAAGCACUAAGGAGAGUUUGUAGAGAAAGAGAGAGAGUAAUGAGUGCUCCAUGUUGUUCAUGUAACACGUUUUAGGAAAUGUUUGAUAGUUAUAAAUUGCAUUUAUUUUAUGUUGAAUGAAUUUCAUUCAUGGUGGU
Lactuca virosa is the source of this 708-nucleotide messenger RNA. Lineage: Eukaryota; Viridiplantae; Streptophyta; Magnoliopsida; Asterales; Asteraceae. The record is from the annotation of a GenBank genome assembly.